Medioppia subpectinata is the source of this 2213-nucleotide messenger RNA. Lineage: Eukaryota; Metazoa; Arthropoda; Arachnida; Sarcoptiformes; Oppiidae. The record is from the annotation of a GenBank genome assembly.
UACGGCAUUGACUACAGUAUUAGCGGUCAUCUAUUGUUUGUGAAUAAUCAGCGCUCAAAUCUGGUCUCACCCUUGCCUUCAAACCACACAAAUUCACUCAACAUUACUCUACAGAAAGUGUUAAACAAACAAAAGUAUCACUUCUUAUCGCGAAUUGCUUUCGAUUGGAUCCAUGAGCUCUUGUAUUGGACGGACGACACCAGUAUUGAAGUAAUUUCAAUACACAGACCAUCUCUACGCUAUGUAUGCGUUGAGAAUAGUUUUGAUGUCAUCCGUAAUGUAGCCAUAGAUCCGUUGGAAUCGCUUAUAAUUUGGAUUCAAUGGCAAGAGAGUGGAGAUAACGAUAAGAUAAUGCGGUCAUCACAAGCGGGAACUGAUGUUAAAGUUGUGGUCGAUUACGAUCUCAAAUAUUCCUAUGCAUUCACACUUGAUGUCAACUCAAAGACAAUCUAUUGGAUUGAUUCCCAAUUAUAUACCCUCUCAUCGAUCGGAUAUUUUGGCCAAAAUCGGAGGACUAUUGCGAAAUCAUAUGAUCUCUUCUCGAGUUCAUAUCGAAUGGAUUUCUUCGCAGAUUAUAUCUAUUGGACUAAUGAUAGACACAAUGCUAUACUUCGUACUCAUCGGACGGGUAGUAACGGCACCAAACGGUUUGUAGUCUUUAAGGCUAACGUAUCAAUAGAUGCCAUCAAAAUAGUAGACAAAACCAAACAACCGAUGAUUGCCCUCAACCGGUGUUUGAACGCCAAUUGCACUCAUCUAUGCCUACCAUCAGGUGUUCAAUCAUUCAUGUGUUUGUGUCCAUCCAUUAAAUAUUAUGAUUAUUCGGCUCAAGAAAAGUGCAGAUCAGAUGACAUAAGCAAAAUAAUGGACGAACAGCAAAAGCCCGACGUGAAACAUAUCGCCGAUAUAGUGGGUGAAUGGGGUAAAUGGCAGUUCCAGUUAAUCACCUUCUGCUUUAUUCUAUGGGGAGUGGCGGCCGUUAAUAACAUGGGUUAUAGUUUUAUGGCAUAUGAUAAUGAUUUUUGGUGCAGUGAUGUUCCACCAGAUUAUCAGUUUAAUUUGGUGUGCGAUCGGAAACACUUCGCAUCAUUUACUCAAACGGCAUAUAUGUUGGGAUACGCGGUCUCUGGACUCAUAUUUGCUCACUAUUCAGACAAAUACGGCCGAAGACCUACUUGUUGUGGACCUAAAUAUAGGGCAGACAUUUCAAUUCUUGGAGGCAUAGGCUGGGUAUUGGGUUACGCGGCUGUACCGGGACUGGCCUUAUGGCUGCAGGACUAUAGAUACUUAUUAUUCGUGUCAUUACUUGGAUUGGGAUCAAUGAUGGUUUGGUAUUACUUUAUGUUUGAGUCCCCGCGUUGGCAGAUAACCAAUGGACAGACCGAUAGAGCCGAACAAACGCUUAGGAAAGCACUGAAAAUAAACGGAAAGUCCGACGAAAAUCUGAAGCAACAGUUGACUGAAUUGUCUGCAUAUUUACAAGAGAUGCAAUCACACGAGAAAUCUGUAAAAAAUCACACAAUACUAGAUUUGGUAAAAACUCCAGCACUUCGUAAAAUAACGUUUAUAUUGUGGUACACUUGGAUUGUCAAUGCACUGCUAUAUUAUGGCCUAAGUUUCAAUAUGUCUGACUUUGGGGGCAAUUUCUACAUAACAUUUCUGUUGUCGGGAAUCGUUGAACUCCCGUCUCAACUGCUUUCAGCACUAAUGCUCCGAUAUAUCGGUCGCUGCAAACUCUUUGGUUUCUUUAUGUUAUUGACUGGUGUUUCGUGUUUCGCAAUAAUUCCCGUCGAAAGGGAUUGGAUUAAAGUGACGUUCGCUUUGAUCGGGAAGUUCGGAGUCAGCAGUUCGUGGAAUGUGAUGGCAAUGCACGGCCCGGAGCUCUACCCCACAGUCUUGAGACAGAGAGGACUCGGCGCCGCUUCAGUGGUCGGAAGGAUCGGUUCCAUUACCGCACCGUUUAUGAAAAAUUUGGCGGCUACUAAUGGUCUGGCAUUAGUGAUGGGACUGUACGGCGUUCUCAUGCUUUCGGGCACUGUUUUGGUUCAGUUCUUACCCGAAACCAAAGGCCGGGAAAUUCCUGACACUAUAGAAGAAGCGGAAAGGGCUGCUUAUCCUACGAAAGUAAAGCAUAUUAAAAACAAAACAAAUUUUUAACAAUUUAUUUUACAUUAACAAUUAAUUAAUUAUUAUAAAUUCACAUUGCAUUACAC